UGGCACAGCACAAAAAGAGACCUUUUUUAAAAUUCUUUUUUCCACCAGUCAACGUUUGCGUUGGAACCUCGAAAUCAAGCCCCAGCCCAUUAAUAUUUCCUAUUGUCUCUCUCUUCUCUCUCUAUAAAUAUAUUACUAUUUUCUGUUCCCUCUCUCUCUCUCUUCAAUCUCGCCAUUUUUUUACCCUAAAAACUCGUAGAAGAAGCUUUCUUUUCCCGUGUUUUGAAUCUUUCAUAGAUCGUAUGGUUCCUCAUGGCCCCCUAUACACCCCACAACAAUGGAUUCCCUCUCCCCAUUUCUUCAAUCUUCUUUCUCUGUGGGUGCCUCCUCUCUUUCUCUCUCCUCCCCACCUCUCUCUCUCUAACUUCCAGGAAACUCUCCUCCAACACCACCACCACCACCACCACCACGACCACCACCAAGACCAUAUUAAUAGCCUCUGGCGUAUCAGUCCUACUGCUCAUCCUUCUCUCUCUAAUGACUUGUUUUACUUGUUUUAGAGUGAGAAACAAAUGGAAGAAGAACAGGGGAGGAGAGAGAGUGGCCCCAAAGGAAGAAGAGGAGGUUGCAGGGGAGCUGGUGAGGAGGUUUAGUUGGAGAGAUGUGGAGGAGAUGACCAGAAAUUUCAGUUGUGUUAUUGGAGAAGGUGGGUUCAGCACUGUGUAUUUGGGGUAUUUGUGCAGUGAUUCUUUGGAUCAUGGAGCGGUGAAGGUGCACAGAGAGAGUGAGAGAAUGAAGAGGGUGUUUAGGCAGGAGUUGGAGGUUUUAAUGGAUGUUCGCCAUGAAAACAUUGUGAAGUUUCUGGGUUACUGCGAUGAGAAAGAUGAAGGAGCCCUGAUCUUUGAAUACGUGCCCAAUGGAACCCUUCACGACCACCUCCACACCCUCUCCACGCCCCUACCUUGGCAAUCUCGCACGAGUAUAGCCCUCAACCUUGCACGUGCCAUCGAGUUUAUACACGACCGGUGUACCAAGCACAUAGUCCAUUGCGACGUAAAGCCCUCUAACGUUCUCCUCGACCAAAACCUAAACCCCAAGCUCUGCGACUUUGGGUCCGCACGUGUGGGUUUUUCCUCCACCAUUCUCAACACGUGCGAGGGGAGGCGGGCCCCGGUUGUGGGGUCACCUGGUUAUGUGGACCCCCACUAUUUGAGAACAGGGAUUAUAUCUAAGAAGAACGAUGUGUAUAGUUUUGGGGUGUUAUUAUUGGAAUUAAUUACUGGGAUUGAGGCUUUUUGUUCGGAAAAAGGCAGGCUUUUGGCAAAAUUUUCGGUGGAUGACCUCAAGGAUGUGAAGAUUGUGGAUGAGAGGGUGAAAGGGAAUUUUGAGGAGGAAGAGUUUAAGGUUUUGGGGUCCAUUUGUGAGGCCUGUUUUAGGGAACAACCAAGUUUGAGGCCUUCUAUGAGUGAGAUUGUGAAGAUCAUGGAAGACAAGGUUUCUUUUACUUUUAAUUUGGAAUGCAAGGUACAAAAAGUGUAAAAUUGUGGGUUUUUUUUUUUUUUUUUUACCAAAAAAAAAAGGGGUGAUUUUUGGUUGGAUGCUUGGGCUGGGGAGCUCGGCCCAGUACCCAGUACGGCAUGGGCUAUAGUUUAUUGCCUGGGGGGCAGGCUAGGGCCGGUGCUGGCCCAAUUCAACUACGAGUCCAUUUUGGUCUUUUUAUUUUUUUUUCCUUGUUUUUUUUUGUUUUUUUUUCGUUAAUUUUUUGUCCAACCCGCCUGGCUCAGGUCUGGUCCGUUGCCACCCCAUUGGGUAGAUUGUAGAAGGGUCAAGGUGUAAAUUGGUGGUGGUUACGCUCAAAUACAUUUGGCGGUGAUCAUGUGUUCUUUCGGAUACAUGUUUCUUUUGUUGUAAAGAAAAUGUGUACAUUAGCAUGUGGCUUAUAAUAAUGGAAUAUACUUUAUGCAGA
Molecule: messenger RNA, 1906 nt
Organism: Amborella trichopoda
Lineage: Eukaryota; Viridiplantae; Streptophyta; Magnoliopsida; Amborellales; Amborellaceae
Product: salt tolerance receptor-like cytoplasmic kinase 1
Biological process (GO): protein phosphorylation
Cellular component (GO): plasma membrane
Molecular function (GO): ATP binding; protein kinase activity
Source: RefSeq, a predicted model, not a curated record